Daucus carota subsp. sativus is the source of this 1887-nucleotide messenger RNA. RefSeq lists its product as uncharacterized. The record is from RefSeq and is a predicted model, not a curated record. The coding region runs from base 1 to 1887 and encodes 628 amino acids. NCBI's taxonomy places the organism in Eukaryota, Viridiplantae, Streptophyta, Magnoliopsida, Apiales, Apiaceae. The transcript is spliced from 2 exons.
AUGAGUUCAGCAAUUAAGCAUUUUAGCCAUCCGGAGCACGAACUUAUCUUGAAGGAGAAUGAUGUUAUUGAAGACACUGCUACUUGCUAUGUCUGCAGCAGAACAGUCAUCGGCUUUCCUACGUAUACCUGUACUAGUCAUGCUGCCCAUGAUGAUGAUGAUGUUCGAUGUAAACAUUUUUACCUGCACCAGACUUGUGCAAAAUUACCCCCACGCAUUUUCCCUCACAAUAUGCACAGCCGACACCGCCUUACUCUCAAACGACGCUCUGGUAGAUACUAUUGUGACGGUUGUCAUCUUCAAAUAAAGUUCGCUUAUGGGUGUGAUCCUUGUGGCUUUGGUUUAUGUGUUGCUUGUGCUUUUCCUUGUCCUCCUGAUGAUGAUGAACAGAGAGAGCUUCAUCAUGAAGGUCACCAGGAGCACACACUAGUACUAUUGCAGAGGCAAGCUUUGUUUAAAUGUGAUGCGUGUUGGGUGGAGGCUAAAGACUUUUCUUAUGUAUGCAAAACCUGUGAUUUUUGGAUCCACAAGAAGUGUGCUCUCUCUCCGCCCAUUAUUGCAGAGCCUGCUAAUCACCAUCACCCUCUUCAUCUUAUCUUCUCUAUUCCAGAUGAACAUCGCUAUUUCUCCCGAUGGUGCAACAUCUGUGGUGACUAUGUUCCUGUCAUCUCCUGGAUAUAUUACUGUCACAAAUGCACAUAUUUCGUGCAUAUGAAAUGUGCUACAGCCCCUGCAUUAAAUGAGACUGAAGUCGCUGGCAGUGACAACGACCCAGGUUUGAUAGAAUUUCCUCUGCAUAGCUUGGAAGCUAUAAGCGAUUUCAUGACAACCCGAUUUUCAAUAUCCCAAGUUGACUUUGAAGGUGAGCAUAAAGAUACUGCCAUGACAUCAACCAGACCUAAUGACCCGCAUAUAAUUGAAAAGCAUUGGAGUCACCCCGAUCAUCCAUUACAACUGUUUCAGUUAAUCAUUAAUGAGCAUGACAACGACGACGAAGAUGAUGACAACACCACACCAGGAUUGAUAUGUGAUGGGUGCAUUCAACCCAUCACCGCUACCCAUCCCUCGUACUACAGUUGUACCCGUUGUAAUUUCUUUCUCCACUCCGUAUGUGCCACUAAUUUGCCAGACGAGUUGCCUAUAGGAGUUUCCACGUUUCACCCUCAGCAUCCGCUUGUCCUUUCCACGAAAAUUAGAUUCUACGUAGCAGCACAGUGCGGAGUUUGUGGCUGCUUGACAAAUGGAUUCUACUAUAAAUGUGAGGCUUGUGAUAUUAGAAUCGACAUUUGUUGUGCAUUUUUGCCGUCCCGGAUAAAAUACAAGUCUCACAAGCACCACUCCUUUAUUCUGCGUUCUUCAUCGGAUGACAUUUGCAAUGUUAGUAGGUACCUAAUUAGUGGUGGCAUGGAAUACGGAUGUGAAAUCUGUAACAGCUUCCGGAUCAGUGUACCUUGUGUAUUUUACCCAAGUACAAUGAAACACAAAUACGACGAUCAUCCCAUAACCUUGAGAUAUCCUCCUUUCUUCUACGAAGGUGCAUUCUACUGUGAGUUAUGCGAAGAACGAGUAAACAACCAGUGGUGGCUCUACCAUUGUGAUAAGUCUGAUCAUUCUUUUCACGCUAAUUGCCUCAUUUUGGGGCAAAAGCUCAAGCUAGGAGGGACCAUCAGAAUUCAUGAUAAUAACGAUGAAAUGCACACACUUGCAUUAGUAUUCAAAAGGAAUGUAAGAACAAACUCUCCCUUGUACAUGUGUGGCUAUUGCGGUGAUGGAUUCACUCAUGGUCGCUUCUUCGAAUGUGGUGGCUGUGGAUAUCUUAUCUGCGUUGAAUGUGGCGGGGAGAUGAUGGAUUGUGAAUUAACAAGUGAAUGCAGUUCUGACUCCUGA